AUGAAUAAUGAAAAUAUAAAAAAAUUAAAACCAUUUGAAUUAAUACUUCAAAAAGAAUUAUUGGAUUUAGAUGAAAUAGAAGGUGUAGAGCUUUUUUUGAUUGAAGAAAAUAAUCUAAAAGAAAUUGGAAUUUCAAUUACACCUAAGGAAGGCUAUUUUAGAAAUAAAAAAUUUAAAUUUAUUAUAAAAUUUAAAGAUAGUUAUCCUAUUAAUCCACCAAAAAUCAUAUGUCUAAAUAAAAUAUUUCAUCCAAAUAUUGAUGAAAAAGGAAAUGUCUGUUUGAAUGUUUUAAAACUUGAAUGGAACCCUAUUAUUAAUUUACAAAUGCUAAUAUUAGGCUUACUACUUUUAUUAAAUGAACCUUCAACAGAUGAUCCAUUUAAUCAAUUAGCAGCUGAUGUAUUCAAGAAAGAUAAAAUAAAAUUUCAAGAAAUAAAUGACUCUAUUUACCAAAAAAAUUAA
Molecule: messenger RNA, 462 nt
Organism: Plasmodium relictum
Lineage: Eukaryota; Apicomplexa; Aconoidasida; Haemosporida; Plasmodiidae
Gene: UBC12
Product: NEDD8-conjugating enzyme UBC12, putative
Exons: 4
Coding region: 1-462 (153 amino acids)
Source: RefSeq, a predicted model, not a curated record